Molecule: messenger RNA, 516 nt
Organism: Durusdinium trenchii
Lineage: Eukaryota; Dinophyceae; Suessiales; Symbiodiniaceae
Source: the annotation of a GenBank genome assembly
AUGGAGCAGUGCUUGCACCAGCUGCAGACCGGCCGAGUCACCAUUUGCCCCUGCCUCAUGUCUCAAGAUCUGCAGAUCUUGGCUGCAGCCCCCCCACGUCCUGUCGCUUCGAAUCGCCUCAACGGGCAACGGCUGGACUCGGAGCUUAGUGUUGGUGGGAAGGCUGUGUGCUUGCUACAGAGGGCCAUCCAGCACUGGAAGAAUCAAACAGCCGAAGGACAAAGAGCCUAUGUGGUGCUCUUGGAAGAAGAGUUGCUGCAGAUGAAAGGCAGUGACGGCAGUGGCUUCUCCACCAAGCAGCUCCGGUCCAUCCUCCGUCGUGCGGUGGCGGCCCUGUCGCCACCACGCUUGCGCGCUGCAUCGACAGAGGCAUCCGAGCGCCAUAAUGAUUGGGUACAUGUGGAGCGUGACCUGCUUGCAAGGUUUUUUGCCGGUGGACUUGGGAAUUCAGGGACACCGCAAGGUGUUUGUGCAACAAUAAUGCAAGGUGAGAGCUGCCAAAGCUCACCGACAUGA